UAAACGGUUUGAGCUUUUUGAUUUUACGCAAACCGAAUUCAAUCACAUUUUAAACAUAAUGUCAAAGCUCAAAGCUUAAUUUAUAAACACAACUUUGCUUGUCAGUUUUGCUUGUUUUUGAGGUUAGAAUUUAAACAUUGUUGAGAAGUGAUUUAUAUUUUCGGCCUUGUUACUCUCUGUCAAUCGAAGACAAGAGAUACAGUUAUAUAUUUUUAUAGAAACUUAAAUUUCCUUAAAGCUACGUUGUGUACUAAAUAUAAAACCCAGAAUCGUCAUCGUCUAUGACAUCAAAACAAUGACGGCAGACCAAGUAAAUGUUGAAGAAACUAUAAUUAAAUAUGAAAACUUUAUCAAUGACGUGCUUAAAGAGGAUCUACAACGGAUAGACUUGAGAUUACAGCAAGUGAACGCUGAAAUAUCCGACUUAAUACAGCAGAAACACACUUUGAAAGUUGUUUCUGAUAAGAAGGUCCACCCGGAAGGCUUCAAAACUCAAGUUAAUUUAGGCUGUAAUUUCUUUAUGGAGGCGUCAGUACCAGAUACAUCAGCUUUACUUAUAAAUAUAGGCUUGAAUCAUUAUUUAGAACUGAGCUUAGGUGAAGCAAAUAAAUAUUUAGAUUUAAGAAUAAAGGCGUUUGAGAAGAAAGCUGGAGAACUGAGAGAUCAGAGUGCGAAGACGAAAGCGCAUAUAAAACUUAUGUUGUUUCAUAUUGGAGAGUUACAGAAUAACCAAGUGGCAAAUAAUAGUUGAUAAAAGUGAAAACAUCAUUUAAUCAAUAAUGUAUUUUUUAAGGCAUUAAAAAACCCUCAAAAAAGAAUGUGGAUGAUUAUAAUGUGAUAUUUCUAUAAAUUCCACUUUAUUUUGUAAUUUUAUCUACAUAGUGCUAUAGAGUCUAAGUUAUAUAUCUACAUAGUAUAGUUAUAUAUCUAGUAUUAUAUCUACUUGUAAGUUGACACUGUCUUAACCUCCCAAAGGCCGAGAUACCCAAGUUGUGUUGGUUGCUUCGAACUGGACACACUUUUCUUGCUUCCUCCACAUUCAUCAAUUAUUUCACACACGCACACCAGUUCAAUAGUAGAUCAAACCUUAUCUAAGGACAUCUCCAAUUUGGUCAAUGUAUGCAUUCUAAUUCUUUGUCUGCCAGCCCUACCACUUAUAUGUCGCUUUCGUAAGAUUAGACCAGGGUAAAAGCAGCAAGAGUCCUUACUAUAAGAGUUUUUACAAUGGGAACAUUUUAUUUUAAACAUCAUGUCCAGUGAUGUGCUGUUCUUCGGAAUAUUCCCACUUUGGGAAUGUCCCGGCAUUAAAAAGGCGCAAAACUUACGUAAAAAGAGCUUUAUUACCUUUUAGGCAGAUAAGACCAGAGUACAAGAAAGAACAAUUUGAAAUAGAUUAGCAGCCAGUGUCCUUACUAUUAAAGAGUUUUUACAACGAGAAUAUUUCCACUUUGGAAACAUUCCCAGGAACCACACAUAGCUAUUGAAGAGUGUAACAAAGAGCCAUUGAAGAGUGUCCCUUCUGUGUAAUAUUAUUGUUUAUUCUAUGCUCGUGGUUUAGCAAUUCUCACUAUUAACAGCAACUAAUGUUUUAAUGUAAGUAAAAAUGUGAUAAAUGAAAUAAACUUUUGUUUUA
Pectinophora gossypiella (pink bollworm) is the source of this 1633-nucleotide messenger RNA. RefSeq names its product protein UXT homolog (gene Uxt). Gene Ontology annotation, biological process: negative regulation of transcription by RNA polymerase II. Bases 296 to 751 code for a protein of 151 amino acids. The record is from RefSeq and is a predicted model, not a curated record. Gene Ontology annotation, molecular function: transcription corepressor activity. Lineage: Eukaryota; Metazoa; Arthropoda; Insecta; Lepidoptera; Gelechiidae. The transcript has a single exon.